Messenger RNA from Xyrauchen texanus (razorback sucker), 8213 nucleotides. It is a transcript of the gene zfyve9a, whose product is annotated as zinc finger, FYVE domain containing 9a. Gene Ontology annotation, molecular function: metal ion binding. The record is from RefSeq and is a predicted model, not a curated record. Gene Ontology annotation, biological process: endosomal transport. Gene Ontology annotation, cellular component: early endosome membrane. NCBI's taxonomy places the organism in Eukaryota, Metazoa, Chordata, Actinopteri, Cypriniformes, Catostomidae. The coding region runs from base 326 to 4021 and encodes 1231 amino acids. The transcript has 19 exons.
CGAGAGCCGUCGCACGAACUAUUUCUACCCCGACUUCUGUGGAAGACUGGAAAAUGGCCUAGCCGUGCCAGGAGAUAUACAUGAUGUCAAAGACGUUAUCGGUUGUUUAUACGACACGAAGUAUGUUGGAUUUUACCCGUGGAGUUUCAUGGCGGAAUCGUGCGUGAAGAUGUCGGGGUUUCCACCGGUUUGGCUGUCCAAUGUGUGCGAGACUGGGUGAGACAAGGGCUCUGUCAGGAGCCUUUGUGCAGAUUUUCCUUCAAUUACUGAAGAGGACCUCUAGGCAGGUUCAUGCAGCGCUUGGCAGGGUGGAGUUUCUUGACCCAUGGAGAAUUACUUCCAGGCGGAGGCCUUUAACCUGGACAAGGUGCUGGAUGAGUUUGAACAGAAUGAAGAUGAUACAGACACACCGACUCUCUCGGAUGCCAAAUGGACUCAGAUUCUGGCCCCUCCUUCACACUUUCUUUCCUUGAACCCUGCCUUAACCAACUCUGACCUCAGCCCAAGAGAUAGUCCCAUUAGCUUCAAGCCUCUUCUGGAUGCCCACACCUCAGACAGCUCCUCUUUGGCUGAAGUCACCAGGUUAGAGGGGAAACAGGGGCUGGGGCAACAACCAGAGGGCAGGAGUGAGGACCGGCAAGCAGAUGUUCACAGUCCCCCUCUGCCUCAGCCCAAUAUUGGCAAGCUGGUGAGCACUGACGGGCAGUUGCCGGACUUGCCAUCCUCUAACAGAGUGGGCCUGGAAAACAGCUUUUCAGCUAGUCUUAAUCAUAGCAGAUGUUCGGAAGUCCUUCUGGACAAAAAUGAAACAAGUCAACCUAUUUCAGACCAACAAAGUGUUAUUGAUACUGGUCCCUUUGAGUUUAAGAUGGAGCAGAAUGGUACCGAUGAGAGAAGUGGUGCUGGUUUUAAUGACUCUCAGUUCUCCUUUCCCAAGGAAGUACUUAUAAGUAGGAAAUCCGUUUUUAAGAAUGGUGGCUCAUUUUUUGAGAUGGAGGCAAGCAAGACUGCCAGUGGUAGUUCACCUGUAGGGGACCAGGAAGUUGGAAUGAGGGACUGUAAUCUGGAAUUUCCAGAGGGAAGUGAUACCCAGAAAGGGGAAACAGUAUUGCACAAAACAGCUAAUGGAAGUGUGGAGCUGGACUGCAUGAGAGAGAAUCAUGAGGGUGCCUUUCAGAAUGGUGGAGUGGUUGAGACUGAAAGUGAAGGAAAAGAUACCUGGACAUCAAAUCAGGACGAGAAUGACAAAACACUAAAUAAAGCCCAGGAUGGGACAAACAGUGACUCAGUUGCUGAAUCACCAGGGGUGGAGAAGUCCCUGUCCAAUGGACUGAUUGUGGACCUUGAUAGAGAUGCGGACAGCCAGCCACCAGUUCCUUCAAAGGAGGACUCUGUGACAGAGGAAAAAGAGAUGGAGGAGAGCAAGCAAGAGUGUUGUGAUCCAGUUCGGGGAUCAGAAGCUGUGAGAACUGGCAAACUCAACAACAGCCGGCUGCAGCCUGUCAGUGUUCCCUACGGAGGUGCUCGGCCAAAACAGCCUGUCAGUUUAAAGCUGCAAAUUCCCCAGCCUCUCUUGAGCCAGGUCCAGAAUGAAUUUGGCACUACUGGCAAGAACAAGAACCUGGUGACGCAGUGUAUGACAGAAGGCCCCGAGUCGUCUUGUGGUGGAACAGAGUUUAGAGUAGUUCGAAUGAAUGGAGAGACUUGUGAUGAUUCGUCAGCCUCGCUCAUCCCUUCUGAGAGUCCCGACAAUGACAUUCUGGCAAGCCAACAGGGGGCCUUCUCUAGGAAACCUUUCAGUUCUUUGGGGGAGCUGGCCCCUGUAUGGGUUCCUGACUCUCAAGCACCUAUUUGCAUGAAAUGCGAGGUCAAGUUUACCUUCACUAAAAGAAGACAUCAUUGUCGGGCUUGUGGAAAGGUAUUCUGUGCAGCAUGUUGUAGUCUGAAAAGCAGGCUGAUGUACAUGGACAGGAAAGAAGCGAGAGUUUGUGUAACCUGCCACCGUGCUCUCAUGAAUGCUCAAACAUGGGAAAAUAUGGGAGGUGGCUGCAAUCAGACCCCCAAUCCCAACAACCCAGCGGAGUACUGCUCCACUAUUCCCCCUCUGCAGCAGGCCCAGGCGUCAGGAGCACUCAGCUCCCCACCACCAACUGUCAUGGUGCCCGUCGGUGUCCUCAAACAGCCAGGAACUGAUGGUUCACUAACUCGAGAGCAAAGAAGGGUAUGGUUUGCUGAUGGCAUUCUCCCCAACGGGGAAGCUACAGACUCUGCUAAAGGCCCUGCGGCAAAUUCCAAUCCCCCACAGCCUGUGGCUGCAUCCCAGUACUCAAGCAAAUCCUCAGGCGCCAAUGCUUCUGAGGUGGCCCGUGCCCCUGGAGCCCUGACUGCUAACCCUGUGGGCAGCUCCCUCAGUCUGAUUCCAGAGGACGGGCUUCCUCCCAUUCUCAUCUCCACAGGAGUUAAAGGAGGUACGGGAGGCCACAUCACAGACUAUGCUGUGGAGGAGAGACCUGUUGAGAUUGUGCUAAUGCAGCAGCUUGAGGAGGGGGAUUCUCAUCCCCUGGUAUUUGUCCUCAAUGCCAACCUUCUGGCCAUGGUCAAACUUGUCAACUAUGUGAAUAGGAAGUGCUGGUAUAUGACAACAAAAGGUAUGCAUGCCGUUGGCCAGGCGGAGGUAGUAGUGCUUCUACAGUGCCUGCCUGAUGAGAAAAGAAUUCCCAAGGACAUCUUCAACCACUUUGUCCAGCUCUACCAGGAGGCACUCACAGGAAAUGUGUUUAGCCACCUGGGUCACUCCUUCUUCACUCAGAGCUUCCUGGGAAGCAAGGAGCAUGGCGGCUUCCUUUACAUUAGCCCCACUUUCCAGUCCCUGCAGGAUCUGCCUUUGCCUAACCCACCCUACCUCUUUGGCAUCCUGGUGCAGAAGUGGGAGACCCCUUGGGCCAAGGUUUUUCCCAUCCGACUCAUGCUCCGCUUGGGGGCGGAAUACAGAUUCUAUCCCUGCCCACUAUUUAGUGUUCGCUUCAGAAAACCACUAUUUGGAGAGACUGGCCAUACCAUUAUGAACUUAUUAGCGGAUUUCCGUAACUACCAGUACACAUUGCCAGUGGUUAAGGGGCUGGUGGUGGACAUGGAAGUGAGGAAGACCUGCAUCAAGAUACCCAGCAACCGUUACAAUGAGCUGAUGAAGGCAAUGAAUAAGUCCAACGAGCAUGUGCUGGCCAUGGGAGCGUGCUUCAAUGAGCGGGCAGAUUCCCAUCUUGUGUGUGUUCAGAAUGAUGAUGGUAACUACCAGACCCAGGCCAUCAGUAUUCAUCACCAGCCUCGCAAAGUUACUGGUGCCUCCUUUUUCGUAUUCAGUGGGGCUCUGAAGGCUUCAUCGGGCUACUUGGCUAAGACCAGUAUUGUUGAAGAUGGUGUGAUGGUGCAGAUUACGGCUGAAACUAUGGAGGCCUUACGGCAAGCCCUAAGAGAGAUGAAAGAUUUCAAUAUUGUCUGUGGGAAAGCUGAUCAGGAAGAGAACCAGGAGCAGGUCCAAAUCCAAUGGGUUGAGGAUGACCACAACAUUAACAAGGGAGUCAUCAGCCCUAUUGAUGGGAAAUCAAUGGAGUCAGUCACCAGCGUUAAGAUCUUCCACGGCUCCGAGUAUAAGGCCAAUGGGAAAGUCAUCCGCUGGACAGAGGUGUUCUUCCUGCGGAGUGAGGACCAGACCAAUGGCCUGAGUGAUCCAGCAGACCACAGCCGACUCGCUGAGAACGUGGCAAGGGCUUUCUGCAUGGCCCUGUGCCCUCACCUCAAACUUCUCAAAGAGGAUGGCAUGGCAAAACUGGGCCUGCGGGUCACGUUGGACUCUGAUCAGGUGGGCUACUUAGCUGGCAGUAACGGCCAGCCACUGCUCCCCCAGUAUCUGAGUGAUCUUGACAGUGCCCUCAUCCCAGUGAUCCACAGCAGGGCUUGCCAGCUGAGCGAGGGGCCUGUGGUUAUGGAGCUCAUCUUCUACAUCCUGGAGAUCAUCUCCUGAAAGGAGGGUAUCCUUCCAGCUCUCCUCUCUUCCUUUGCCUCUCUCUCUCAUUUGCACUUCAAAUAGCCUGAAAGCUGUGCAGGAAAAAGUCCUCCAUCUAUGCACCAUCUCCACUGGGACCCUCAGCCCAGCCCCUCUGAAUGUGGUGCUCUUUCGUUUCUCCCCAACUCCACUGUGGAAACCAUGGGCCCCAUUGAUUGACAAGAAAGGGCGGUGACCCUGAAUCAGUUCAGAAUCCAUUGUAGCAACACUAAGCUCCUAAAAAAAAAAAAAAAAGAGGGUGCUGUACCCUCACGGCCCUUAUGGAGACUCUCCUUGGAUAUUGAUUAUUAAAGACUGAGAGAAACUCUAGCAGGACGAUUUGCUCUAAGAAAUGUUUUUUGGUGGACAGUGCCUGGGACUCAAUAUGAAACGAGGAAUGGAUUCCUUUGAGCUUCAGUUUCGCCUCUUAAGCUUUAUGAAUCACCAGAUGCUUUAUUUCAUGAAACUGGACCUCAGUUUGUUUUAUUUGUCUUUUUUGUUUUUGAGUGUAAAUUGCUCUAAAGCUAAAAUGAUGUAGCUUCCUCAGAGAUGGACUGCUCUGCAGACAGAGGUGAGAGCAUAGUGUUUAGAAUGAAUACACUGAGUUACUGUUACAAAUGUCUAGAAUGGACCUCUGUUACAAGACAUCUCGACUGGUUAUUGAAUCAAAUAAGAUCCAACUAUAAUUUCAUGCAGCCGUCAGGAUUUUAACUUCAACUUCAUGUGUUGACACAUCCUCUAAAGGAGCAUUUUGUAGUGGAUUGGUUAUGAUCUAUAGCUCAUCUAAUGAUGGAAGCCACUUAAUUUAGUAUUCUGUCCAUCUCAUUUCUUUUCCAAACCUUUUUAGUGACCUAUAUUUAUAUAAUGUUCUCCCAAUGUUUUUAACAUGUUUUCAUUGAAAGGAUUAUGCAAAUGCAAGGAAUAGACCUAAAAAAGCAAUGCAGUGCACUGUAUAGUAAGCCAUAAUUAGGAAGUUGAAGGAGGGAAUAAAGAACACAAAAGAGUUGGCCUGAAACGAUUAGUCAACGUUAUUGACAACGUAGAUAAUAAAACAUUUUCGACAACAUCAUUUAAUGUAACAUGAGAUCAUAUGAGACACUUAUUAUGAUGUGUGAGAGCAGCGCUGCAGCUCGUGCCUGACUGAGGAGAGGAAGUCCAGAUGCACUCUAAACUUUCCAAACAGCUUCAGGUGAUGUAGAUCGCAAAGUAUGAGGCAAUUAUAAAGCAAAAAUACAAAAGUAAAAACAGAAGUACUCCGAAACUGGCAUUUCUCUUAGUGUCAGCGCCUCUUCUAUGAGUUAUGCGAAUGUCCCGAUCUAAGGGGGAGAAUUUGAAAACACAGCUGUCUGUAUCACACUCUGCCGCAGGGACGCUUGUCCUCGAGCGCACACACUUAAUGCAGCUAGAUAAUAACUUUAUGGCUCGCGACUUAUUGAAUAAUAAUACAUCAAUGUGCAUUUCUUAUUGUGAAGAAAAUUGGCAAUAUGCAGCUUUAUUAAUAAGAGAGUAUUUUUUUUGUGAGUUAAAGAUGAAUCACAGUGACCAGAAAGGUGAGAGAGGGAAGUCUUUGCCACAUUAUACACUGCAACAAAAAAAACUAAAACUCCUUUAAAGUAAUGUACGUUUUCUUUACAGCUAUUACUGCAGAAAUUGUUAUCUGAGAAUGUUGAAUAUAAUAUAAAAAAUCCUUUAAAAAAAAGAUGCAUUCACCUGAGAAGCAGCAUAUAUGAUAUUUAGACUUGCUUUUAGAGAAUAGAUCUUGAAUAUAAGUAUAUUUAGUCUUUACUAUCAAAAUGUCCCAAAUUAUAACCAAGUGAAAAAAAAACACUAAUAUAUAAAAUACACUUACAGUAUAUUUAAGAUACAUUCUCUUAAAGCAAGUCUAAAUAUCUUACAUGUUGCUUCUCAAUUAAAUUGAUCUUGUUUUAAGGAUUUUUUUUUUUUUUUUUUAGAUGAUUUUAAAUGGAAAAAAGACAAAACACUUGAUAACAAUUUAAUUUUUUUGCAGUGAAUUUCUUUACUGACUUAAACUCAAAAAGUAUUUUUUCCUUUAAUUCAGUGAAUGCUAUUUAGAGGUAUUUAUUUUAUAAAAAAAGAAUUUUUUUCCUCUAUUGUUAGUUCAAUACAACCUUUUAAGUCGGGGCACAAGCUGAAUAAUUGGUUAACAGCUAAUGAUUAAUCAUUGCAGAAUAAUCGUUCGAUUAAUCGAUUAUCAAAAUAAUCAUUAGUUGCAGCCCUACCGAAGAGCUUUAAUGGUUCUUGAAAGAUGGAUGAUAUUUUAGUUGAUAAUGAGAGGAACGGUUGGAUUUUGGCAUGAGGUCUCUAAGCCAUUAAUUAAAUUGACAGCGUCAUUAACUCAAUGGGUUUCUCACAGUGUUUAAAGCUAUAUUAUUUCUUGAAACAAACCUUCUGUGUGCUGCUAUGAAUAUUGUUAAUAUGCAUUAGUUGAGUAAAUAUCAGCGGUUUUCCCCAAAAUGUUUGUUUCUUUUACAGAUAUAAUGUGUUAUAAAAUUUUACUUUCUUCAUGAGCAGUGCUUAUUGUUUUAAUGAACUUUAAUUGAUUCAUUCAGAAAAUGGAUUGCCUUCUGUGGUUAUCUGGUAUAAUAUUGACACUUUCCCGAAAUAGAUAACUAUCAAUAUACUAUAAGGAGCUCAAUGUACAGUAUGUGGGGAAACGUCGAUAACGUUUUCAGAGAAACGGGCAUUUGGUUUCAAAUUUCAGAAACUGAUAUUCCCAUCAUCAGACAUAUUCCAAGGUCAGUUGUAUUUAUUGAGUGCAUUUACAUGCUCACCAAUAUAUGAAUAACCAAGCUUAUUAAAAAAAAACAAUAACACAAGAAAACCAUGCUUACAUGGGAUUCGUUUUUGAUGUGAAAACGUUUACGGGCAUGCGCACGAAACUUGCAUACAUUGGAUAAGCCGGUGACAAUGCCAAGUAGGUAUAGCUGCAGGACGGAGAUCUUCAAAUGGGGUAGUCUCUCCCAAAUAUGGCAUGGGUUACUCCAAAAGGGGAUGACACCUCCAUAGACAGUAAGGGUUAUGUAUGGAGCUCUCGUCCCUUUUUUGGAGCUCUGUUUACAGCUAUACCCUUCUCGACAAUACCGGUAAUGGUGUUUACAUGGAGAACGAAAUCAGGCUAAAAUCUACUGUAUAUGUGGCGAUUAGUUUAUGCUUAAACAGUUUAUGACCUUAUACCCUGACAAAGGAAAACAGUUUAGGCAAUUUACAUGACCUUGCUCAUUGUCAGCUUAUUACACAUAGUCAGUGUAACAUUUUGCAUGUAAACGCACUCAUUGUCCAUCAUGCUAAACUGAAAUAAAAGGCACUGUGACACCGCAGAAUGUCUUUGUUAACCAUUGCUAUAAUGCCCUUUUUAGUUAACGAGUCAAUAAUUAAAAUGACCUAAGCUGAAGUAGGAUCUUGACAAUGACAAUCAAAUUGUAGUUCAUCUUUUAAUCAGAUAACAGAGCACCAGCCAGAGAGUUAAGGUGGCAUGGUAUCAUAUUCACCUAUUUUGCAUAAUGACUUUAAAAUGGCAUUGUCAUUCUGUGAGCUCAGUGAGAUGCAGGGCUUUCAGAGCAUCUGAUGAAUGAGGACAGCAGCUGAUAUAAAUAUCCACAGCAAGUGAACCUCACAGACCUACUGUAGGAGGUCAAUAGUUGAGACAUAAAUCAUGUGUUUCUAGCUGAAGAUUGCUGACAGCUUUGGAAACAGACUGUUCAUUAAAAAUAAAUGGCAUUACAUGAAAGCUGCAUUAUAUUCCCACAGCCCAAAACACCCCUUUGUUACUCUGCAUUCAACUUUGACAUUCUUUCCAGGUGUGCAUUAAUGUAUAUCCAAAAUUAUAACCUGUUAUUGUUUUGUCUGUCAUAGCCUUUAUUUUUGACAGUCCUCCCAAACCACUAACAUGACAGCAUGCAUGCUGAAACCAACAACAACUUUUGGAGCAACAUUUCAGAGGUGUGGAUCUGCUUGGAAGAACAUAUUUGUACAAACUAUUCAUUACAGAUUGGUUUGACCUGUGAUUAUACACAAAAAAAAAUGUAUAUGGCCAGAAUGGAAAUGAAUUUGCAAUGUAUGAAAAGCCAAAAAUAAAAAGUACACAUCCUUUCUUGUACACUACAAAUGUCAAUAAAAGCAGUCUUUAUCAAACCUGUUGAGUAUCCAAAAA